AUUUCAGGAUAAAAAUAAAAUACGGUUUUGUUCUCUCUUCCUCCUUGUUGUUUCUUUUAUUUAAGUGCGUGAAUGAAAUGGUUAUUUUAAACAGGGCCUAUUAUUUCCUAUAUUGAAUUUUUAAAAUCCACUUGUGAUCUCAAUAGUGUUCAACGUUACGUUGCAUCGUGUUGCGUUAAUUUCAAGUGAAAUGUGGUCGAUGACAGCGUGAAAACGAUUGCUACAAUUGACAAGCGCAAAGGAACACAGAAUAGUGUACUCACGGAAUAGACAAGAAAAAAAAACAAAUCAAAAUAAAAAAUAAUGUGAAUAGCAGCCAUUUUUGUAGCUGACACACUGUGAUCUCUUUACGUGAUUAGUAUAAUUUUUUUUAUUACAUUAUAUGAUAUCUGUUUAGCCAGAUACUUCACUGUAUUUAUGCGAUAUUGAGGAAGAUAUGAGUUCAAUGAAUGCAUCAAAUGCGCGGCCGCAGAUGCCGCUACGACAAAAGGACUUUGAUCAGAUAUGGGGCGACCUACAGGAGGGUAUCGAGCAGGUUUACAAGAGGCAGCACAUGGAAAAAAAACGAUACAUGGAUUUGUAUACUCACGUGUACAACUACUGCACUUCGGUCCACCAUCAGGGCGCCAGCAGUAGUUCCACCAGCCGAGUGUCCAGUAACAAUGGCGCCGGACGAAAUAGCUUCGGCAGUGGGAAGAAACAGAGCGGACAAGCGCAGGGCGGCGCACAGCUCGUGGGACUCGAACUAUACAAGAGACUGAAAGAGUUUCUCAGGAUUUAUCUCAUCAAUUUGCUUCAGAACGGUGCAGAGCUAAUGGGUGAAGACGUGCUGGCAUUUUACACCAAGCAGUGGGAGGAGUACCAGUUCUCUUCGCGAGUGCUCAACGGAGUCUGCGCCUAUCUCAACAGGCAUUGGGUGAAGCGCGAGUGCGAGGAGGGCAGGAAGGGUAUCUACGAGAUCUACCAGUUGGCGCUAGUCACGUGGCGUGACAAUCUAUUCCAGCGUUUGAACAAGCAAGUCACGAAUGCCGUUCUGAAACUCAUUGAGAGGGAGCGCAAUGGCGAAACUAUUAACACUAGAUUAGUUUCUGGGGUAAUCAACUGCUACGUGGCCCUCGGUCUGAACGAGGAUGACACGUCUGCCCGCGGCCAGAACCUGGUCGUCUACAAGGAUACCUUCGAGGCUGUCUUCCUCGAGGACACGGAGCGGUUCUACACCAGGGAGAGCACAGACUUCCUCAGGAAUAACCCCGUCACCGAGUACAUGAUCAAGGCUGAACAGCGUCUGCAGGAGGAACAGCGUCGUGUGCAGGUGUACCUGCACGAGACCACCAUGGAGCGCCUCGCCAAGACCUGUGACAGGGUGCUCAUUGAGAAGCACCUCGAGAUCUUCCAUGCUGAGUUCCAGAAACUGCUGGACGGCGAGAAGAACAGCGACCUGGGCCGCAUGUACCUGCUGGUGGCGCGCAUCCCGGACGGGCUGUGCGAGCUGCGGCGCCUGCUGGAGCAGCACAUCCACGCGCAGGGGCUGCAGGCCAUCGACAAGUGCGGCGAGUGCGCGCACACGGAUCCCAAAGUAUACGUCUCGACAAUAUUGGAGGUGCAUAAGAAAUACAACGCUCUCGUACUCGUCGCAUUCAACAAUGACUCCGGUUUCGUAGCCGCACUCGACAAGGCCUGUGGAAGGUUUAUUAACAGUAAUGCAGUGACAAAAGCGGCGAAUUCAUCGUCGAAAAGCCCCGAGCUGCUCGCCAAGUACUGCGACCUGCUGCUCAAGAAGUCCAGCAAGAACCCCGAGGAGGCCGAACUAGAAGACACGCUCAAUCAAGUGAUGGUUGUGUUUAAAUACAUCGAGGAUAAGGACGUGUUCCAGAAGUUCUACAGCAAGAUGCUCGCCAAGAGACUCGUUCAGCACAUGUCGGCCAGCGAUGACGCUGAGGCAUCGAUGAUCUCAAAACUGAAGCAGGCGUGUGGAUUCGAAUACACGAGCAAACUACAGAGAAUGUUCCAGGACAUAGGUGUAUCGAAGGACCUGAACGAGAACUUCCGCAAGCACAUGUCGAGCAGCUGCGAGCAGCCGCUGCACAUCGACUUCAGCAUCCAGGUGCUGUCGUCCGGCUCCUGGCCCUUCCAGCAGUCCUCCUGCUUCCAGCUGCCCACCGAGUUGGAGCGCUCGGUGCACAGGUUCUCGACGUUCUACUCGUCGCAGCACUCCGGACGGAAACUCAACUGGCUCUACAACAUGAGCAAGGGGGAACUCGUCACCAACUGCUUCAAGAACAGAUACACGCUGCAGGCCAGUACGUUCCAGAUGGCGGUGCUGCUGCAGUACAACGACAACACGUCGUGGAGCGUCAGCCAGCUCGAGCAGCACACCGGCAUCAAGGGGGACUUCCUCAUACAGGUGCUACAGAUCCUGCUGAAGGCGAAACUGUUGGUGUGCGCGGACGACGAGUCCGAACUGUCCGAGUCGUCCGUCGUCGACCUCUACGUAGGAUAUAAGAACAAAAAACUUCGCGUGAAUAUCAACAUCCCGCUGAAGACGGAACUUAAAGUAGAACAGGAGGCCACGCACAAACACAUCGAGGAGGAUAGAAAGAUGCUUAUACAGGCCGCGAUCGUGAGGAUAAUGAAGACCCGCAAGACUUUAAAGCACCAGCACCUGGUGGUUGAAGUCCUCAAUCAGCUGUCCUCGCGAUUCAAGCCGAGAGUCCCCGUCAUCAAGAAAUGCAUCGACAUUCUAAUUGAGAAGGAGUACUUGGAGCGCACGGAGGGCGAGAAGGACACGUACAGCUACCUCGCGUGAUCGCCGACACACUAUGUAAUAAAUGAUAUAUAAACAAUAUUAUGUAACA
Molecule: messenger RNA, 2855 nt
Organism: Trichoplusia ni (cabbage looper)
Lineage: Eukaryota; Metazoa; Arthropoda; Insecta; Lepidoptera; Noctuidae
Gene: Cul1
Product: cullin-1
Exons: 21
Coding region: 437-2806 (789 amino acids)
Biological process (GO): SCF-dependent proteasomal ubiquitin-dependent protein catabolic process; protein ubiquitination
Cellular component (GO): SCF ubiquitin ligase complex
Molecular function (GO): ubiquitin protein ligase binding
Source: RefSeq, a predicted model, not a curated record